This is a messenger RNA of Pyricularia grisea, 2646 nucleotides long. RefSeq lists its product as uncharacterized. The transcript is spliced from 2 exons. The coding region runs from base 1 to 2646 and encodes 881 amino acids. The record is from RefSeq and is a predicted model, not a curated record. NCBI's taxonomy places the organism in Eukaryota, Fungi, Ascomycota, Sordariomycetes, Magnaporthales, Pyriculariaceae.
AUGCAGGAAAGCCAAAAUCAAUAUCUUGCCUACAAGCAGGAUACUAGGUACCUUCUUCGAUGGAUCAUUUGCAACUACAAUGAAAUCCUCCGAUCCCAGACUGCCAAGGAACAGCAAGAGGCCGAGACCAAACCAAAGCUCACUGGUGAAGUGACGGUCAAGGAACUUGUGGCUAUGGCCACAUGCAUCGGCACUCAGAAGAUAGCUGUUCCUUCAUCCAUCUUCAAGUGCCUGCGGGCUGUCAUUAAUGCGCGUACGAUGGUUGCAGAAACUUAUAAGAGCAUUCCGAGUUCUGAUGGUGAGCGAGACGAGCAGGUGGAGGAGUCUAAUGCUUCCCAUGCGUACUUUAUUCAGGCACUCGCUACCAUCUUUUCCUCGCUUGGUGGUGACGAAUACCUUGAAUCUCUCACGGGUACAACUGAUGGCCAAGUGGCAGAGCCUCAAGUUCCCUCACUCUCGAAUAUGUUUUCAAAUCUUGAUACCAACAGGACCACAACAAGUAAUCACAGCUCUCGUGAGGAAGAAGAUGCUGUUUUGACGGACGAGGAGACCGAACCAUCCAAGAACAAAAAGGUUAGCUCAAGGGGCAAGAAAGGAAAGAAGAACAAGAAGGAAGACAAGGCCGCAGAACAAGACAGGCUACGGCCCUUGGAAGCCUACAAGCUUCUCGAGUUCAACGAAGAUGGUGAACCAGCCGACUACAUGCUCGCCGUUCUGCAUCUGUGCCGCGAUUGGAUCCAGCUCAGAGAAAGACUCGGAAACAGUUGGCAAGCCGUUAUACAUAGAGGUCACAACAUUGCCGGCGUCGCAGCUUCGUGCCAUUUCGCCACGGCCAUGAUCAGGGAGAGCGAGAUGGCCAUAUUUGUGGACUUUCCCGGCCUCGAGACUUUCCAGAACGUAUUCACCACCAUCGCCCGGGGGAACCAAGCCAUGCCUGGCAUGUUUGUGAUGCAGUCGGCCGAGUUUCAGGGCACCAAUAAAGAGUCCACAAUAACUAAACAAGAGUUGCUCGAUCCCAGGGAACAGUUCAUGGUGAACGUUUACGAAGACCUUGUCGACUUCCUUACCGACUACAGAUGUACCCAGAGCGGGAAGCCAACAAAGCGUAUGGCGAAGAAGCUUCAAGGCUGGAACCCGGAGCUUAACCUGGCAGAGGCAACGGCGGAGGAGCGGCUGGUCUGGCGGCGGUGCUACACCAUCAACUGGCUAUACGACUUUGUCAACUUCUUCUCGUCCGUUGUCAUCAAACACCACCUUCGCAAAACAGGUAAGGAUAAGUCUCAACUUGAGAUGGACCAGGUAGAUUGGCUGAGCACUGGACCUUGGUUUGAGAACCGCAAGCUCUUCGGCCUGGUCGAGUUUGGUGGCAGCAUCACCAAGCUUGCCAUGCAAAAGCCCGGAGCCGCGAUCCACGAGGCCAUCGCACCGUCCCUGGUUUUUCAGCUGCAGUGUCUGGUCGACUCCUUUGUGGCAUCGCGUGGUCUGGUCUACCAUCCCUUCCAGGGCGCUGUCCUCCGCCAACCGAAUCCCGACUUUUACCCACAGCGGGACAUUGACGCGUUCCUCGACCGAGAGAACAGGAAAAAGGGCAAAGGUUAUCUGGCAACAGCCGUACGCCUAAACCCAUGGGUAGAAACCAACAGUCGGCCUAACCCCAACAUCGACAACGUUGAUGCUUUUGCCGACAGCUUCAGGGAGUGGUUGGGGAGAUGCCCAUUUGAUUACACCGAAGCUGGCCUGCCUUCCUCUCGCUCUUCUCCCGACGGCAGCUACCACGCCCUGUGGGAUCUGUCCCCCUACCUCUGCGGCGUCGGUCUCCUGGAGGCCCUGGACAUUGCCCACUGCCACUUCAUCGCCAUCUGGGACGUCAACAUGAGGCCCGCAAUCUUGAUACAUCUGUACAACAUGCUCAAGAACAGCGGCAACUUGGCAGCACCUGUCCCAGCCCUCGAGUUCCUGAUCGAAAGCAUGGGUGAGGCGUUCUUCAACGGAGCAGCCCCGUCCACCGACUUCCAGCGCCACUAUGAGGGACUCCUGGCCAGGCAGAUGAGCCAGCCCAGGAUACGGAGGCAGGAGAGGGCUCUGCGAGAUGCCAACCGUCGACAGGACUUGAUGGCGUAUCUGGACCCGAGCAACAACAUCAUCAUGAACAAGGCCGGACUCGCGACCUGCUACCGUCGUGCGCGCUGGAACAGGAUCUCCAACGCAGACGUGCCCCACGACAGCUCGUACGAUCUUCUCAGCUUCUGCACCGCCGAGUUGGAAUCAAAUCUCUCGACAAGGGACCUCCACGGCGUCAUGUCCGUGGUCUUCUCCCACUACCAGUUCCACUGCGAGAAGCCGUACAUGGCCAUAAACUGGCCAAGGAUGGGCGCGGCAGUGUCGCUUGUAGCCAGUAAACUCACAGCAGACGUUCGCGAGUCGCACAGGACCCUGUUUAACGACCAAUUUCGCAACGGCCCUGCGUUCUACGACUUUGAGGGAGUCGCAGCCAUGAUGAAGUCGGCCCUGAGUGGGAAAGACGAUGGUAUUCUCAAGACGAUUUCGGAGAGCCUGGCGAAACAGCAGAAUCAACUCAGGCUUCCUUUAUAUUGGGUUACUAGUACUGUCUACGCCUCCACGCCCGGUGCAUCUGACUCUUGUUGA